AUGCGUCUGUCCCUCAUACUGUCUGUUAUUGUUGUCACUGGCUGCCUUGUGGCCUGCAACGCGGCUGCAGACUCCGCCCAAACCAAGAUCUCGGUGAUGCGGUCGGAAGGCCCCAUCCGCUCACUCAAUGCAGGAGAGGACGACGGUGAUGCUUCCUACGGAAGGUUUCUUCGGGCACACAAAGAGAACGACGUGUCCAGCUCAGAAGAACGAGUGAUUGUGUUGACUGAGAUGCUGAACAAGGCGAACGUCAAGCAAGCGGCCAAGGCGAUUCUGAAAGACCCCUCGAUCGAGGCCGCGGUGUGUAAGGAGUGGAAUGCGAAGGGGUUUAAGACGAACAAGAUUUCACUGUGGCUGUCAACCAGAAAAAAGGAUAAAUACCUUCAGAUCUACAAUGGCUACGGACAUUACCUGUACCAGCUCAUGAAGAAGGCACAAGAAAAGCUCUCGUAA
Molecule: messenger RNA, 453 nt
Organism: Phytophthora sojae
Lineage: Eukaryota; Oomycota; Peronosporomycetes; Peronosporales; Peronosporaceae
Gene: Avh1b-4
Product: avirulence protein 1b
Exons: 1
Coding region: 1-453 (150 amino acids)
Source: RefSeq, a predicted model, not a curated record